AUGAUGCAGCAGGUUCGGAGAAAGUCUACGCUUGGCUUCCUUUGCAAUCCUACGGGCUUCGCUUUAUCAUCCAGGCCGACUGGCAAGUGCCGUCAUCUCGGGAGGCCAUUACAGACAACGUCUUCAAUCAGCAGAUUCGAGAGCAAGUGCCAGCAGCUUUCGUUGAAGCCGCCAAGACGUUCACAAAGCUGGCAUCUGCAGCGGCAGAGGAAAAUGGUUUGGGGAGUCCAGGCAUGCCCUGGCCGCAGCUUGCAGCAGCUUUGGAUGCAUCGGCGACUAUGCUCACACCACUCUACACUGCAGUCCCCCGCAAAGGUGAUGCAGUGA
This is a messenger RNA of Symbiodinium pilosum, 327 nucleotides long. The record is from the annotation of a GenBank genome assembly. NCBI's taxonomy places the organism in Eukaryota, Dinophyceae, Suessiales, Symbiodiniaceae.